AGUGACUGCUGGCCGUGUUGGAUCCACAUGGUCGGUCUUUUGGCUUGCUAAAGAUCACAUCUGUGUAGAACUACAGUGUUGGACAUAACGAAUGUAAAGUGGAAUACCUGUGUCCAAACUCUGCGCUACUCUUCGUAAACUGCACUUUAACAAACAGACAUGGGAAAAGCUAAAAACAACAAAUUCAAACGGCAGCGGUUCUCUGGAGACGGACUCCCCGCAAAGGAAGUUUUGGAGAACGAGGAUGAAGUUGAAGACUCUCCCGGAGCUGAUUUCUUGGAAAAGCUGCAGAGUCCGUGUGCGGAUGUGCGCGAGUGUGCGUGUGCGAGCAUCUCCCGCAUGCUGCAGCACAGCCAGACUGUCCCCAGUGUGCUGCAGAGAGACGCGGUGAGGAGACUGGGGCCGCUACUGCUGGACCAGAGCAUAGCCGUCAGAGAGACAGCCGCCGGAGCACUCAGGAACCUGAGUGCGUGUGGGGGUCCAGAGGUGUGUGAGGACAUGGUGAGACAGGACAUUCUGACGCCCCUCACCAAACUGCUCAGAGAGUGCUGCUCUGGUUUUGAGAACUGCUCUCCAAAGAGUACCCAGAACACGGUGGAGGACGUGGCCAACGAGGCAAUUAACCUGCUCUGGAACCUCUGUGAGAACAGCAGUGGUGCUGUGGCCGUGUUCAACAAGGCCGGUCUACUGGACGUGCUGGUGAUGUGUCUGGAGAGACACGAGCAGAAAGUGGAGCUGGCGCUCUCUGCUGCCCACUGCCUGCACACGGUGACGGAGGAGAAUGGGGAGCUGCUGAGGAGUGUGAGUGUGUCGGUGCUCUCGGCUCUGGAGGCCACGCUGCUGUCCACACACACAGACCUGCAACACACACUGCUCAGGACACUCGUCGCCGGCUCCCUGUGGAAUGUGAAGGCCAGUAUCCCGGUGGGUCGCCAGGCCCAGACGCUCAGCGCUCUGGUGGACACACUCUCUGCCAGCCUGGCCCUGGACGCUGGAGCUCUGAUCCAACAGCUACAGACCACUGAGUCCCAGCGCCUGGCCUCUGAGACAACUGCUGCCGAGGGCAACGGAGCACAGGGUUCCGACGGCAUGGAGCAGCAUCAUCCCCAUCACCAUGGUAACGGAGGAGAGGAGCGCAUGGAGGAGGAGAUGGAGGAGGAGGAGCAGGAGAGGGGGAUGAACGGAAGACAGCGGGAUCGGGGGAAAGAUAAAGACUUCUCGGACCUGCUGCCGAAGGGGAAGCAGGAGCUGAGAGAGGCUGGUGCUCUCCUAUUGGCUCAACAGACGUCACUCGAGGUCAUCGUCAACAUGUGCUGCUCAGAAGAUCCAUCUGAUGAUGAGUGGGAGGAGGCGUCGAGUAGUGAUGAGAGCGAGUGUGUUGACGGUGUGUGUGAGGGGGGCAGUCUCCAGUCUCCUCUUUGCCUCUCAGCAGAAGUACACACAGCCCUCAUUCACCACAGCAUACCGCAGAAGGUCCUGAAGAAGGCUGAGUUCCCCAGUCCUGCUGCAGUAGACGCCUGCGCUCGAAACCCGGCAUGGAAGGCCCUCAUCAAGAAAAUGCACCGCGUGCAGUGCCGCGCCCUGACGUGUCUCCACAACAUGCUGGCCUCCAUGGAUGCAGAGGCUCUGGGCGGGGCGGCCGGACUACAGACCGUAGCAACACACCUGCAGAGCCUAGUGUUCAGCAAUGCAGAUGUACUGAAGGAGGAGGAGUUUCUGGAGGCGGUGACCAGUGCCCUACGCUCCCUACUCCAGAUCAUGGCCUCCAAGAACAUACCACAGUGCAUGAGUCCGGAGCAGCUGAUGAGUGUGUGUGAGGCGGCCACGCGGUGUGACGUGAUGAGUGUGAGGGUCAACGCCCUCGCCAUCCUGGGCAUCACGGGCAGCACACUCGCUAAGCAGACUGGCACCGCCAACACACUACAGAUGAUCGGUGGUGCUCUCCUCUCGGUGGCCUCUAAGGACUCCAACCUGGUGGUGUGUGGAGAGGCCCUGGACGCCAUUUUUGACGUCUUCGCGGACGGAAGCGAAGCGGAGAACGCAGCACGCAACAUCCGCCUACUGGAGGCACUCAAGGCCCUGCAGCCGGUCUUCAAGGCCAAGUUGCGUAAGGAAGGCAAAGGGAACUACAGUCCAGAGCAGCUGUGUGUGUUGGACAACAUCAAGGUGAACCUGCGCAGAUUCAUCGGAUACCUGCAGACCCUCAAGAACUGAGACACGUGUGCGCACACACACACACACACACACACACACACACACACACACACACACACACACACACACACACACACACACACACACACACACACACACACACAAUAGACCACACAGACAUACACACAUCGGGGUGUGUCACACCAGCUUUAGCCAUUUCGACACACACACACACACACACACACACACACACACACACACACACACACACACACACACACACACACACACACACACACACACACACACACACACACACACACCUGAGGUGAUUUGCUUUGGGUUUCCAUAACCACCAGUGUUUGUUUGAUGGAGAAAACUAACUAAUGUUUGCUGUUUUAUAUGAAUUUGUUUUAUUGUGUAUUAUAAGGAAAACUGUGGGUGAAUGUGAAUGUAAAUGUGUGUGUGGAUCUAUUCUAAAAUGUAUCAUGAUGAUCUGUGGGUUUGAAUCGACCAGCUGAAGGUGUUGGUGGAAACCAGACAAGUAACCCAGGCGAGUCAGAAUCAUGAUGGAAAUGUCAUAAACAUGUUAUGGUCAUGAAAAGAUGACGUUGUUUGGGCUGUCUCAACAUGGUAUCAUACGAGUAAGUAAGAUAACGCGCCGAUUUGAACCGUCUAUCACGUCUUUGCAUGUUGACUCUACAACGCCCGGUGACAUGUGAGGUUCAGGGAUGGUUUUGAUCUGGGCACAAUUUUGCAUCAAUCUCACAAUUUCUCUCUCUUCCUUUGCUGUUCUCUGCAAAAGUUAAAGCAGUAGAAACUCUGCCUUAUUGACAGGUUGGGGUUAGGCGUGAUUUUCGUCAGGGCACAGCAGAGCAUUGUCGCGUUUAACAACAUAAAAUCGCUGCGGCAUAGAAAUUUGCUGACAGGGCGAGGAAACUGUGCAAAUCUGGUCGUUGAGGACCAUGACUUUACUUAGAAAGGUGCCACGGAAUGAACUGGCGUGAAAUAAAUACGCCUUUAUAUGAUGCCAGUCUGGCCUUCUUUACCAUAACCAAAUGUCACUUGAUGAAAGUCAUAAAAUGUUUGACACAUGCAUGUCUGCGUUAUGACACUGUUAUGUCAUACUUAUGACAAGUGUUAGACAAGUGAUGUUAUUCCACACUGCAGCCACAUCCAGACGUGGUGAAAUGAGAUGUGGCAAAGAGCUGACAUUAAAAAAAGAUGGUAAUUGUAA
Messenger RNA from Engraulis encrasicolus (European anchovy), 3391 nucleotides. RefSeq names its product HEAT repeat containing 3 (gene heatr3). Bases 160 to 2214 code for a protein of 684 amino acids. Lineage: Eukaryota; Metazoa; Chordata; Actinopteri; Clupeiformes; Engraulidae. The record is from RefSeq and is a predicted model, not a curated record. The transcript is spliced from 16 exons. Gene Ontology annotation, biological process: protein import into nucleus; ribosomal large subunit biogenesis.